AUGCUGCUGACCGUGUUGCUGCAUUCCUUGCUGCUGGCAUGGGCGACUCGUCCGUCAUGGGCGCGGCCCGCAGCGUGUGAGAUCGACGGCGUGCGCAUCGACCACGGGGGCGCGAGGUACCUGCUCGGCCGCGCGCACCGGCCCGGCAGCAUCUACGCGCGCUGUCUGUACGGGGCCGCGACGUGCUUCGAGGACCGCGGGCUGGUGGACGCCCCGCAGUGGAUCAACAGCCGCGAGGUGGACUGCUUCGAGGCCUCGGAGCGCCGCCGCCUGGGUGUCGCCAUCAUCCUGGAGGAGGACAUCUGGCCCGACCACAUCGUGUGGUACCGCAUCAACGGCUCCUUCUCGGCCUACGAACUCGAGGUCAUCAACACGGCCGUGGAGCUCUACAGCAAGGCGGACGUGAACGUGACGCUGCAGGAGUGCGAGCCCGUGUCCAAGUGCAACGGCAAGUACGUGAGCAUCGAGCAGAACGAGGACGCGUGCUACGGCAUGGUGGGCUACGUGAACGACGGCAAGCCGCAGAUCAUGAACUUGGGCGAGAGCUGCUUCGCCGGCGGCCCGGGCAACGUCGUCCACGAGAUCGGCCACGCCAUGGGGCUCUACCACGAGCACACGCACCCGGACAGAGAGGUGAUCGUGCUCACGGACCAGAACCUGCCCGUGUCGGCCGAGAACUACGCCAAGACCAGCACUCGCGAGGCCACUCUCAAGCCGUACGACCCCAAGUCCAUCAUGCACUACGGCCGCACUGCGGGCCUCUGCUUCCCCAAGGCGCAGUACCCGCUCAAGUCCUUCUGCGACGUGGAGACGGUCAAGAACUGCGUCCAGCCAGUGGAGCAGCACUGCAACUCCAGUCGGGACUCGGAGAUCGGCACCCGCGCAGUGCUCAGCGCCGGCGAUAUCUACACGCUCCGCAUGCUCUAUGGCUCGAAGGACAACGCUACGGUGCGCGAUGUGAAGAUCCCGACUGUGGUCUCGUCCACUGCUGGGAGUGUGGGCGCUCCGGACUCGAUCUCGGACAUGGUCAAGCACACGCGGAAGCCGAAAGCUAGCGCUGCGGCCACGGAGUCGAGAUCUGCGGCCAAGCAAGAGACCAACUCGAAGUCGAGCUUGCAGUCGGUUGAUCCGAACUAUAAGCCGGGUGGGGUCCACGCCGAAAGCAGCGGGUCAGUGGCGGAGAUGCUCGAGUGGUGGGAAAAUCUGGAGAAUACGAUCGAGAUCCAAAAGAAGAGAGCGUCCACGUCCUCAAAGCGAGCGCUAGCCGAAGAGUACACGCAGACAUAG
This is a messenger RNA of Phytophthora sojae, 1287 nucleotides long. RefSeq names its product Astacin, peptidase M12A family, neutral zinc metallopeptidase, Zn-binding site. Bases 1 to 1287 code for a protein of 428 amino acids. NCBI's taxonomy places the organism in Eukaryota, Oomycota, Peronosporomycetes, Peronosporales, Peronosporaceae. The record is from RefSeq and is a predicted model, not a curated record. Gene Ontology annotation, molecular function: metalloendopeptidase activity; zinc ion binding. The transcript has a single exon. Gene Ontology annotation, biological process: proteolysis.